Ixodes scapularis (black-legged tick) is the source of this 1158-nucleotide messenger RNA. RefSeq lists its product as uncharacterized. The annotation marks the transcript as partial. NCBI's taxonomy places the organism in Eukaryota, Metazoa, Arthropoda, Arachnida, Ixodida, Ixodidae. The transcript has a single exon. The record is from RefSeq and is a predicted model, not a curated record. Gene Ontology annotation, molecular function: zinc ion binding; nucleic acid binding.
ACCGUCUUACCUCGUCUACCCACAGGUAAUUUGAGCCUAAACUCUGUUUUCCUGCAUGGAGAUCUUGCCGCGAGACCCUACCGCGCACCUGACUUCCGUGAUGCCUUACGAGAAGUGGUUGAGGCUCAAGAUAUCAUCGGAAUCGGCCAAUUCCAAAUGAGCCACGUAUGGAUGGUAACUUGUACUAACGCUUUGGCGAAAGCCAAGCUCGUCAACAAGGCCGAGCUCUGUGUGAAGGGACGCAGAUGCAUAGUCAUCGACCCAGACACCAGAGGCGUUAAACUCAAGUUGUUGUGGCUGCCGGUCCACAUGGAGAACAAGCGAAUCGAAGAGGCGCUAGCGCCCUACGGUACGGUUCGUUCAAUCGUUCGCGAGAAGUGGAGUUGCCCAGGGAUGGAGCAAAUGGAGACUUUAAACAAGGAGGUAACGUUAAUACUCCGUGAAGGGAUGAACAGCACCCAAAUCCCGCACCAACUCACGGUUUUCGGCUGCCGAAGCCUCGUGAUCGUUCCUGGCCGCCCUCCGCUGUGCCUCCGAUGCAACCGAAUCGGGCACAUACGUCGAGAGUGCAGAACUCCUCUGUGCGGCGAAUGCCGCCGCUAUGGACACUCUACAGACGAAUGUGUGUCAACAUACGCCGACAAGCUCCGACAGGUGAGAACCCUUCUUGAUGACGUUGUUCAAGAUCACCUAAUGGACAUCAGUGAGAUGGUUGACGCUACAGGAGAAGUCACUGAUUCCAUAGCACCAAGGACAGAACGGGAAACUGCUUCCCAAGAAGCACAAAUGACCAAUCCCGUCUCGCAUGAUGUCUCAUCUGAGCCAAUCAAAGAAGACUCUACGAUAACAACUACAGCAACCAUGCGAAACUGGUCGGAAGACGAGUACCCCCUCUUGGAAGUAACAGAGGAGCCGUCCUGCAGCCAACAGCCACUGCCUCGCCGGAAGCGUUCCGCCACAUCCAAUGGAGCAUCCGUCAAGAGACCCGCUCCUAAGGCUGAGUCGUCCCAGCCCUCUGGAAUGGGUGCCAAGAAGGAGAGCAAGAAUGACGAGGGAGGAGAGGCAAAGCGCAAGCCAGCAGCGCUCCGAGAAGACCCUUACAGCCUGGCUCCACAGCCGGACAACGAGAUGAAAGACAAUGAUGUUUUACCUACAUAA